GUUUGCUUCAUGGAACCCAAGGCUUCGGAAAUGCAGUGAAGUUUGAAAACCAGUUUUUUAAGAAAUAGUACUCCUAAUAUUCUUCCAAUUUUACAAGUGUAGUGUCUGAAGGGCAGAUGCUUUUGUAUGGAUACUUAAGCAGCUAGUUUCUAUACUACCAAUUUUGGGUUAUAAUUUAAUACUUUAAUCUCAUGUGGCCUCCUUUGUCUCAGACCAAAUACUAGUAUGAUGUCCAGGGCUCCUACAUUCUGUGAAAAUGUUCUAUUUUGAAUCAUAUAUAAAACAGACCUAAAUUAUGUUUUGUGAUUGCAGGAAUAUGUUCCCUCUCAAGCCCUGCAGAAACUGUAUUUUUUUUGCCUGUCUGCAUUCCACAAGGAGUUUCAAUCAGUUAAGAUAGUUUCCAUUUCCCAUUUGAAAACUGUUGAAAAAACAUGAUUGAGAUUUGCAUUUCAAAAACUGAUAGGAAGGCCAUUAACUAAGAGUAUCAUUUGUAAAGGCUUUGAGAUGAAAAAAAAAAAGAGCUUUUUAAAAAAAGUAAUAAUACAUCCCAACGACAUAAUUUAAAAAUAUAAUCUUGUGUUCAUGUGAUAUUUCCAUUUGGUCAAUCUUUAAAGUGAAUAUUGAACAAUCCUAGGCUAUGUGGUAGAGCAGAAUGAGGUGGAGAAAAGAUCAGAAAAAAAAUAUGACAAUGACAAAUCAAAAUUCAAGAAUAAGCAUCUCAAAAUAUAAUUGAGCUCAGUGUAUUUCAAUUUAUACUUCGAAAAUACAGAUACUAUAAGGGAGUGAUAUUUUUUACCUCAUCUAAAAGGGAACUGAGGUUUAGAGAAGCUAACUAUCAUACCUGAAUGUUGAAUCCUAAAUCUUAACUUUUGACAGACCUUUUUUUUUUUUUCCCUUUUUUUUUAGGCAGACCUUCCACACGAUUUUAGCUUCAGAAGUACGAAGUAAACAUACUUUCUCAAUAAACCAUACAGUUCUGGUUUUUCUGGGCCAGUAAAGGAAAAGGAAUGAUUUUAAAACUACGAAAUGGGGGGAGGGGAGAGGAGGAAAUGCUCAGAGCUGGAUCCCUGACAUUUCUAACCGAGGGCACUCUUAGCUGGACUUUCUGGGAAACCUCUUCGUUUCCAAGUACUUAGAUCGCUGAGACAACUAUCAGCUUCAUAGACCGGCGUAAUCUUGAGAUUAUUCUAGGUAGAAUUUCUGGAAACAUUUUUCUAACCCUCCCUUAUUACUCGGGGUAUUCUUCUCGUUUUAGUGUCCACGCUUGGGUUCCCAUUCUUUAGCUGUCCCAUCGUAGUAGGAAUCAAAAGGGGAACUUGUUGGAAGCGCUUCCUCACCUCCCCGCCCACUGCUUGAUCCUAAAUGAUGCUUCAGAGUUCACCUGCUUUAUUACUAGAGGAUUUUUAGAAAUUCGAUGUUGCGUUGUAAAGAGCUUUUCAAACCUUAAGUUUUGCUUAUAUUGUUAAGAUUGUAAUAAAUUAUUCUAAGGUGAUGCGUGUUACAUGGGAAGAUCAUGGUCGCUCUACUUUGGUGCUGCAGGAGAACGGGUUCCACCUGUGGAGAGAGGUCUAUCACCUGGGGGACAGACAGACAGAAAGGAGGGGCAACCGCUCCACAAUACGGAGGCGUGCGCUCCGCCCGCCUGCAGGGAUACCCGUCGCAGCUGCUAACCUCUGCAGCCAGGACGGUCCGGGGCGCCUCCCUCCGCACACCCCAGGGGACCGCAUGGCAGCUGCGGUCUGCUCACACAAAGGGGAGCCCGUGGCUCGGGGACCAGGUGUCGCCCCGCCACGCCCGGGCCACGGAGGAAGAUCCGAGUCAGAGUGGGGGGGGGAGGGGAUGCAGGCAGGCGUGGGCAUCCUCCACGCAGGGAAGGUGACAGGGGAGGGGAAAAAAAGCCUGACUCAUGUGGUAGCCAGGGACUCCUGGGAAGCAGAACUCGUGAUGCGCCCGCUGUGCUGCGGAGAAGAGCCCCAUUCUACCAGGGGGCCCGCUCCAGGCACAUGGCCCGGCGAUCCGCCCCGCCCCUCUUCUCCCCUCCCCCCGGCACUGCAGAGGGCGCUCCUCCCCCCUCCCCGGGGCGCGUGCACGCGCACACACGCCCCAAGCACGAAGGGAGCGAGGACACACCUCGCCCGCUCGCGCCCGAGCCCCCUCUCUCACUUCAUGCCCCACCCCACCCCAUACUGGCAGCAUCACGCUGUCCGUCUAGGAUUCGCUCUCCGAUCUCGAAGUCCCCGCCCCCACCGCGCCGGCGCCUGGGCACCCGACUUCAGACUUCGGUAGUUUCCGUCCAGAACACCCGAGCUCGGCGGCGGCGGCGGCGGCGGCGGGUCUCCGAGUCCCCGAACACCGCCCCUCCAUCCCCCCACCCUCGCCCAGCCCCGCCCCUUCUUCCCCGCCAGGCGAGGCUUUAUGUCUGCGGCGCCAGAGCGCCUGCGCAGACGCCAUCUUCCUUGGCCCCCUCCCCCGGCCGCCGCUGCCUCCUCCUCCUCCUCUUCUUACCGCCGGACGCUCCUCCUCCUCCUGCGCCCGGGCUCGGGAGCCCGUCCCUCCUCUUCCAAUGCCGUGAGAGUCAGUGGGGGAGACGGCAUAGCCGGGGCAGCCAGAGGAGAGCACUCGUAACUACCUCCCAGCCGCCCCCUCCCCAACCCCCAGGCGCACCCGACACCUUUCCCUCUCAUCCCGCUCCCUUCCCCCAGCCGCCCCCACCUCCUGCUCCAUUCAGCGGCGCCUGCCCGAUCGUCCGUCCGCGGAUAGCCCCGGCCCCGGCGAAGCCGCCGCCGCCGAGAGGAGCCUCACGCCCCCUGGCUGCCGCCCGGACGCCAGGAGGAGAACCUGCCCGCCUGCCUCCUCCCCGAGGGCCGAGGACCAGGAGCCGCCGGGCUGCAACCGCUAGCCCGGAGGGAGGAAGAUGUUGGGGCUCCGCCGCCGCCAGUGAUGGAGCGGUCCCUGGGCUGCCGUCGCUGCCACCGCCCCCGCCCGCCCGGCCGCCGCCGCCGCCCCCCGGCUGGGGGCGAGGAUCUCAGCCUGCCUCCUUCCUCUACCUCUCCCCCACCCCCUCCUCCCCUAGUGAAGCGGACUGUAUAAAAGGGGGUGGAGAGGACCAGAAGGAAAAGUGA
Molecule: messenger RNA, 3122 nt
Organism: Antechinus flavipes (yellow-footed antechinus)
Lineage: Eukaryota; Metazoa; Chordata; Mammalia; Dasyuromorphia; Dasyuridae
Product: basic proline-rich protein-like
Exons: 2
Coding region: 2004-3122 (372 amino acids)
Source: RefSeq, a predicted model, not a curated record